Messenger RNA from Bacillus rossius redtenbacheri, 9598 nucleotides. Its product is annotated as PRKC apoptosis WT1 regulator protein-like. Gene Ontology annotation, cellular component: cytoplasm. Gene Ontology annotation, biological process: positive regulation of apoptotic process; apoptotic process. The record is from RefSeq and is a predicted model, not a curated record. Bases 144 to 1028 code for a protein of 294 amino acids. The transcript has 8 exons. Lineage: Eukaryota; Metazoa; Arthropoda; Insecta; Phasmatodea; Bacillidae.
ACUUUUUAUGCUAUCCAUUUUAGAUACAUUUUAAAGAUUCCACCCCCUGGUUUGUUUUCCUAUGGGCAAGUGUUUUGACAGAUUACGAAUGUUUGGAUUUGUUUGUGUCCACGUUUUUUAAGAAUUUUGUUCAUAAUUUCGGCAUGGCAUCUAGUUCAGUGAGCCAGGAAGACCUUGAGAAUGACUUUGAGCUCAAUUCACGGCGGUCACGUAUUCGCACGGCAAGGGCAAGAACUGUUAAUCCGCAGACAAGAAUUGAUCCGGGCGGAGGGGAUGACGGCGGGGGCGAAAUGAAGACGUCGGAGAGCCUGAACCUGAGCGGGAGCUUCCCCGUCACGGAGCACGACGCCAGCCCCAAGCCGCUGACCCGGGCCAAGGAGAAGAGGACGACGAGGUGCGUGACCGUGAGGCAGCCACUCACCGAGCACGUGAACAGGUCAAACCACCUGAACAAGGGGAAGCAGCAGCAACGCGAUCGUAGGAAACUGCGGGAAAAACGCAGAAGUACUGGAGUGGUUCACCUGCCUUCCACUGAGUCAACAGGUGGCAGCACUGGUGAGGACGAGGAUGAGAACCAGUCGAUGACAGCCGAAACACGGCGCAAUACACAGCACAAUGAACUUUUGGACCGCUCUGAUGUGACUGAGGAAAGGAUGCCACAAAAAGCGUUUACACAGAGACGAAAUAAAAGCCCUUCAGAUUUGGAAGCUGAUGAUGAAGAUAACCAGGAGUUUGACAGCCUGAAUCAGUCGGACUCUACAGUGAGUAGUCUUGUCCAUCAAGUAGAGGCUCCGUUCAGGCCACGACCUGGCACACCCACUGGUGAUAACCCUGAAGAGUUGUUGGAGCGUGCCCAGGAGGAGAACCGGCGGUUGCUGUCGCUGCUGGACGACAGGGACCACAAGAUAGCGGCCCUGGAGUCGCGGGUGUCGCAGCUGCAGAGGGAGCUGGUCCAGGAGAAGGAGCGGCUCAGGGAGGAAAACGCAGCUCUGAUACGCGCCAUGACAGCUCUUGCGGCUGCCAAGUAACUGCGUAAACUUCUUGUUCGCCAUGUUGCUGCUGUUGCUGUUGUAGAUGUUAUUAUAUAGCGCACUAGGUGGUGUAGCCAGAGUCUACGUAACCCCCAGAUGUAGACACAGCAUCGCUGAAGUGACCGUUACAGCAAACCCUGGUAUUGAGAAUGGCGAAACUAGAGCAGAUGCAGGAGUUGUAAAAUGAAGGAAAUUUUAUGUCACAGAAGCUUUACUUGGUUUUUUCAUAAAUGGGGUGUAAAGUGCUGGAUAUUGUAUAGUAGGGGUUGCAGUAACUAGCCCACUUUAAGAAUUUUUAUGCCCAGAAUGAAAAUCAUAACCAUCUCAAACUUUUUACUCAGUUUUAUCAAAAUAUUGAUGGCAGUGUUUUGUGUUUGAAUUAGUUUUGUGAAUCACUAAGUUAAGUUAAUGUAAAAAAUGUGGAUAAAAAAUAAGCUGUAGAUACCUAAUCUCAUUCAUUUUCUAUUUGUGUGUAGAUUAUAUUUUUAUUCAGAGUGUUGUUGGUGAGUUGGGAAUUGCUAACUUUGGUUAGUAGUAAGUACAGUAAAUAGUAUUAGCUUAUAAUCAUUUUGUGAUCCACGGUUAUGAUUUAUCUGUUAAAUGCUGCAUUAAUAAAUUCGUAGUAAUUUCCAUCAUAUUUGGGUAACAAACUUUGUUUUUUAAGAUGAGAAAUGUCUAUUUACCAAACAAUGAUUCACUGUUUACAAUUGCAAUAUUCAGUAAGUUGGCCGGUAAAAGCCCCUCCUAACUGAAAUAACCUUAAAUGAUAACUGUGUCAGCACCAAUAUGUAUAUAUAAGCUUUUCAGUAAUAACAUUUGUUCUUGUUUCAAGGUAACAUAUGUAUUUUGCUGCCCCAAUAUAUUUCUGGCUAUGCCACUAAUGGUUCUGGACAUAAAUGACCACUUAAUGAUAUUUAAAAUGUGAGUAGUGCAUCUUGAAUUUGAAUAUUGUGCUAAUCAAGUUUACAUAUUUUUUUUACAGAGUUUUAUUUAGAGGUGGGACAAUACCAGACUUUUGUGUUACCAUUUUAAACAAAAUUUAUGUAUAAUUUUUUACUAUAAAAAUAUUUUUAAAUAAUUCAAGAAAUGCCAAUAAGUUCUAUAAUUAUGUAUAAUUGAUACUAUAGUACAGACAUUUAAGAGACAGGACAAAAAAAAACUGACCAAACACAAUGAAAAUAACCAAAAUCACUCAAAUUUUUGGUCAUGUGGUGAUCUUCAUCAGAAGUAGAGAAGAGCUUCUGUACUAACUCGCAGAACUUAAAACGUAGUGUGAAAUGGUCAAAUUAUUUUCGUUAUUUUUAACUAAGGACACCAAAAUAGUGGAAAAUUUGUGAUUUUUAUUGUGUUUGGUCUGAAUUUUUUUUAUUGUUUGGUCUCUUUUAAUAUCUGUGCCCUUAUUAUUAUACCUAAUUAUAUAACUUAUUGAAAAUUACAUACUUGGUUUUAUUAUUUUUAUCUGUGCACAUAAUUAAAACAAUGGUAGGUAUAUCUUAAAAUAAAAAUAUAUUAAUGUUGGAACUUUAAGAACUAUGCAUAUUCAUUGUUCAUGAUGUACAUAUAACAUCAAAAGCUUAAAAUAAUAGCUAUGUCAUCAUAGCAUUAGGUAAAUUUUAGUCGGUGACUAUAAAAUAUGAAAUAUAGGUAUGUACCUAAUAAGAGUAAAGCUCUUCAAAUUUCUUUUAAUGACACAGUUUAGUAUGGAGGGGUAUCAAAGAACCCCACCUGUAACAUUAUUUUCAAUUUUGAUGAAUGACAAUUUUACUUGUAGGUGAACGUAUAAGCAUAUUUGUUUUAAUGCUGUUAAAUUGUGUGUAGUGAGUAGGCCUGUGGGAAUAUUUGAAUUUUUAAUUACAAAUAGUUUGUUAUUUUUAUUUGAUUUGGCUCUUCAAAAUAAUGAAUAUUCACUUGCCUACGAAUAUGAAACAGCAUACCUCAUAACUUUGUCUUUGUCGUAUACCAACAUUCACUGUUCAGGUUAAGUAAUUUGUGCUAUAUAAAUACCCUUUUUUGAUAUUUUAAUCGGUCUUCACAAUCAAAAACAUGAACAAGAAGCAAUGUUUUAAACAUGCAACAAGCAUUCAAAGUUUUAGUUUUGCUGCUGUCUCGCUAAUCAGUAACAGUAAAAUUGUGUGAACAAUUCAAAACGCGGCAUAUUUGUGACAUUUCUAACUUGAAAACAAGAUGAUAUUAGUAUUUGUUUCAUCACACGUACCAGUAGUGGGGAAAAAUAAACGUCAAUAACCAUGGACUACGUGGACACUAUUGUGAUGGCCAUUAAAAUAAGUGAACACAAUAGUUUCAAUAGUCACAAUCAGUCUAAUACCAUGCAACACAGUUGCUGCAUGUAACUAUGAUGAAACAGACGAGACUCAAAAACAAAACAAAAAUAGGAAAAUAUUGGAUAUCGGCUGAAAUUAGCAGAAAUUGUGUUUAUAAAAUUGCUGGACGUAAAUACUGUUUACCUGGCUGCCAUUAACAAUGAAAAUGUGUAAAUAACUAGGGUUUAAAUAUGUAAAUAUGAGUUAAUUUAAUCAAUAAUUUGAGAACAUAGCAUUAAAAAAAAUAACGUUUUUCAUGAAAUGGAUUGAAUUUUGAGGUACAUUACAGUUCACAAAAAAAUUUUAGGAAUAUUAUAUAGAGUAGCAGGUUCUGGAAAUUGAGACAAUUAGGAAAUAAAUUUUGGUUGGUUGGUUAGGUUAAGUAAGGUUAGCUGCAUAAUUAAAAAAUAAAAAUACAUAAUUUUUCUUUCAAAUUUCUAACAAAAUUGACGUAUAAUUAUUGGAGCUGACGUAACCCAACCAACCUUUCACUUUAGUAUUAUUUGUCUAAUUCCUCAGAAGACAAUGCAUUACACAUUCUAACUCAUUCAUAGUAAGAAUACUAAUUCAAUAUUUGUAUUCAAGAAUAAUUUGGUAUUUGUACUUGUAUUGGAUUCAAACUAAAAAAAAAAAAAACUUAUAUUCGCACAGGCCUAAUAAUAAGGAAUUUAUGUAUUUAAAACUUAAUUAAUCUCUACCAUUUGCAAUUUAAAAAAGAUUCAUGAUGGUAAAAAAUAUUAUUUUUGGGAUACUGGGCUAAGUUUCCUGUUAUUUAUUUGCUACUUUUAGCAAGGGCAAUGUGUAUUUAGCUGUAAAUAUAUAAACUUUAUCUACAGGAAAUUGCUUUAGGAGCUUCAUAACAGAUCUGAAGUAAUUAUUUGUCUUACUUAUGCAGCUACAGUAUUGUGUUUAGAUUUUAAAAAAAUUAAUAAAAAAAGGUUUGUGUGGCUUUAUCAAGCGUACUUAAUUUGAAAUAAUUACGAGCAUACUUUAAUUCUUGAGUAAAUGGAUACUAUGAUCUGCUCAUCGUACAUCUUAUUAUAAUUAUUGUGACUGUACAGUAGGUUUUCUUAAUGAACGUGCUCAGCAGUCUUUGUGAUGCAGUGCUGCAGCCCGGCAGCUAGUGGGCAGAAGUCAACUCAAGCCCAUGCCGAUUGCCAGUCUUUAAGACCAACUAGAUAUGUAAACUUUUGAUAUUAUGCCCACUUGGUUGUUUCUAAAAUCCUGAAUUAUUGUAUUGUUUGGACCGUACUGUUUUUCUUUGUUACAAUUUUAUAAAAGUACCUGAUAAAAUGAUUUUUUACAGUAUAGUAGAUCAAGAAAAAAAAAUAAUUUUUAAUGAGUAUGUAUCAGUAAUUCAUGAAGCCCACUCGGUCAUUGGGUUUUUUAUAGUGCAAGUUUGUAGAGUCUAAAUAAAAUUUCAUUCAAUUAUUUUGACAUGGCUUUUGUGCAGGAAGUGAACCAAGUCUUUUGUCAAUAAAAUAACAAUAUGUUUUGCUUUCAGAAACUUUGUUUGCUAGACAAAUAUUUAAAGGGUUGAAAGUUUAAACACCAUUGUUAAUAGUUUGUUUAUUUUGUGUACAUUAUUUUAUUUUUUGCUGUUGAGUCCUGGAUUGAGAUUUGAGGCACAAUGUAUUUAUAAAAAUUGUUAUCUGACCUCUAGUUAUCUUGCUUACGAUGUUGUUCAAAUGUGUUUAGGAACGUGCAGAAGACAGGCUAAUACUGUUGUGUUAAUUGAAAGUAUUCUGCCCGACGUUGUGUGACACAGACAUGGAGAGCCAGUUGCCAACAGGUUUGUCUCCUGGUUUAAAUCACAUAGAACAUAUUGUGUUACCCAGCAGGAAGGGACUCAAGUCAGUAAACCUUCCGAUCUCAGCUUGAGAAGGAUAAAAUUAUGUAUGUUCUCUGGGGCGAAAGUGGGGAAAACAGUGGUUUAUAAACUCACUCCCUCGAUUACUCCUUUAUGAGCUUCUGUAUCCACCGUUGGUUACCAUUUGCAGGGUAAAAUGUGUGCUAAAACAAUUUUUUUUUUUCCUUUGCUGUUUGCAAAUUUUUGCAGAAUAAGUUACCUUAGGAAAUGUUACCAGCAAGGUACAUUUUAAUAUAGCACCGUUGUUGACUGCCAGAGGCCUUGAUAACUCAUGCCAGCCCAGUAGUCACAUCCACAAGCAAGUGGCGGGAGUGCUGGCGAGGUGUAGACACAAGAAACUAAAUGUGCCAAAACAUCACACAAGUGACCUUAAGGUUCAAGUUAUGGGUUUAGUAAAGACUGGUGAUGAGUCAAAUCCCAGUUGUUUUUUUCAAUCCAAAUCUAUGUGCCAAGGGUCAAAAAUAAAAUAUUGUACAGUAAAUUCAAAAUAUAACUAUGGUGUUGAGACAUUCUACCCCACAAAUUAAUACACUAACAAUAUUAAUAAAUUUUGUGUUUUUAUAUAUUAUACAUAAUGACAUGUUAAAAGUACAAUAUAUUGGAGAAUGGUAACAGGAUAUGUAUGAAGAAAAAAAUUAAUCUAGUAAAAUUCAGAUGUAACCAGUGUAAAAAAUUUUAUGUGCUAUAUUUCCUCUUAAUAUUAAUUUUGAAUAUUUUUCCUUGAAUAUAGAAUCUUUCGAAUAUGUACUAGGGAUUUGAUGGGAUUUGAGGUCUUGAUUGGCCAAACCCUAGAAAAGACACUUUAUUUCUUUAUAAAAGUAAGUCGUUUUACAACUUUAAAUAAAAUAUUUUGUUAGGUGAUGCUGUUCGGUUAAACCAAACAUUAUAACAAAAUACUGACUAUUCAUGGUUAUUCAUACUUGGCAUGUAUUAUGUUAUGAAUGAGCAACAUUGUAGAAAAGGUUACUGCAUGAAAAAACAAAUACAGUAAAACCUUUUUGUUGCAACCCCAUUUAUUGCGACCACCUCUCUAUUACAACCCGAUUUCGAGGAACCGUGAAAAAAUUGCCGAAAAUCCGAAGAAAAUCGGACAGAAAAGGUCAGCGGUCGUAUAAGUUUCUUGUGGUGAGUAGCGUGUUACUGCGUUUCUCUUGCCGAGUGCCUGUCGACCGCUGUCAGCGCUUAACAACCCCCAUUCCACGUCCCUUUGCCGGCAGGGUGCAGAUAAAAGUUUUUGUGGCCACGUGUUUACGUUUAGCUUUUUACGAGUGUCUAGUGUGGUACGCAGUUAAGGCAAAGCUACCUGCUGGAUUUCUCUUGUUUUUGAUUACUAUUGGUUGACAAUAAACAGCGACCGACUGGAUGCACGCCCACCUCGACUUGUUUUAACUGCCGCAGCAAUGUUUAUUUUGACAGCUCAAGCAAUUAUCUUCUCCCGUGGGUUGAUAGAAAAAGGUCGCUUCACCCAGCAUAAAAAAAAAGGCUACGCCACUUAUUCCCCGCGCAGGAAACACACUGGCUGCCGUCUGUCUACCCUGCAUUUAUCUUUCUUCUAACAUUCCACGUCUCGCCUCUCGCGCGAGCAAUAACUAGGGCCAUGAUUAUAUGGUGAAUCGCGAAAUCGCGAAAUUUUCCGCGAAUUUAUAUGGAAAAUGUGAAAAAAGUGAUUUUUAAGAAAAACCGCUAAAUAACACCGAAAUUACACAAUACAAGUCUCUUAUAUUUUAAUGUGAAAAGCUUGAUAGUCAAGACUUGCCCGGGUCCUGGUUGAUAAGCUGGAAAAAUUUCCUGCCUUGCAUGUCUACAUGCUUCCUCUAAUCAGCUUUAGGGCGCCGUCUGGUCAGCGUGUGUGUUAGUGAAGCGGGAUGAUAAAAGCGACGCUCAAUGGUAGUUCUAGCGCGGUAAAACCUCUAAGUGCAAGGCUCUGAACUGGCGCGCAGUCAUCUCGUUCCCGUCAGAUAACUGUGAAAUUUGAGCGGUAACCAUAUCAUUAUAUGGCGGAAAAAUAAAGAUAAAGGUGUAAUGCAUUUUCCUAUGAUACUUUCAAGAAAACAUGCCUUUUAGCCAUUUUAUCUCAAUAGAACCAGUUGGGCAUUAACAAAUUCUUAAAUGCUUUUCGUAAACAGACUCCAGUCGGAUAUCUAGUGUAGUUUGGAAAUCGCGUAGGUUUUUCGUGGCUGUGCGCGGCACACGACUGUAGUUGUCAUGCGUCACGCGCCGAGAAUGUUGUCCGGCAGGAAGGGCGAGUAUAGUUCAUUUGCGGCAAAAAUGAAUACUUUUACGGCCCUGCUAAAUUUUUCCAUUAAAGAAAUUUUGAAGUUUCAGUGAUUUUCCAGCAGAAAUAAUGUUGUUUCAAAUUGUAUCAAAACAAUUAACGGUAAAUGGCUGUCGCGGGGGCCCUUAAAAAUUUUUCAUUUUACCAGAAAUGGACUAUAGAAACCUGGCUUUCAUCGCACACAGUAUGGAGAAGGAAAGGAAGGAUGAUGACAGUUUCACAUGCCAAAGGACAUUGAAGGCCUGGGAGGGAUGAACCUUGAAGUCUGAACAAGGGAAGGAGAGUUAAGCCGUAUGACGUCAUGCAUCCGCCCCCUGUGCUGCCGCCAGCCUGUCUAGACGAGAUUCCCGCGCUCCCACUUACGUUGCACAAGCUACUGCUGCCGUAUUUUUAAAGGAAAUGUCCCAUUAUUUUUUUGUUAUUCUUACAUGAACAUAAUUGGAAGUAUUAAAACCGACACAAAAAUAUGCUGUGUGUUAAAAUUAACAGAUUUUAAUGAUCUUUCAUUUGGGUUUUUUUUUUUAUUUUUUUUUCUUCUGAUUUUCACAUUUUGGUCAAAAUGUCCAAUUUUUUGACAGUUCACGAGAAUGUAUUCGUAAAAUCACUGCUUCGUUAAAUCUGGGGUUCAUGAAAUCAGGGUUCUAGUGUAUUUAACUACGGCAAGCAGAAAACGUACAUGUAAACUAAACAGUAAAAAUAAACUGUCUUUCGACAUAUUUUCUUUAGAGUGGCCUGUAGGGCGACGGACUUGUUAUGAAGGUUGAAGUGGGUUUAAAGCAAAGUCAUCUAGCAUUGUGAGUGACAGCAUCCUGCCAUUGUACCGCUGGUUUCUUAGCGAGUAGCGGUGUGGGUAAGGGGGGGGGGGGGGGGGGGGGGUGAAAUCAACUGAAAAUUUCGGAAAACAUCUAUUACGACCCCUCCUCUACUACGACCCUAUUCCUGGGAACCGUGAGGGGUCGUUUCAGAGAGGUUUGACUGUAUGAAUAGUUUUUAUGUUACAGAUGUACAUACAUUUGUCAGUGUUUUGCAAUUACUGGUCAUAACUCUGAAAAACAGUGGCACUGGCUGCUUGGUAAAGCUUGCCUUGUUUAUACCUGGUUUCUGUAACCUUUUACUGUUCACGAGUAAUGUUACCUGAAUUAACGGUACUUACUUAAGUACUAUCCACAUUUUUUUUUUAGAAAUGAUGGAAAGUUGGGUGCACAUUUUGCAAGAGUUUGUUGUAUAUUUAUGUUCAGAAAAUAGUCGAAAGUGGUAGCUCAUAAUUAAUUUUACUUUUAACUUGAAUGUUUUACUGCCACUGUGUUUGCAGAGGACUGCAGCAUGAAAAUAUAAAUUACCUAGCUAUUGUGAUGCACCGCAGUUAACGUGUGUUUUCUGAACUCUCUCACAGCCAGAAUACAGUUGUUCCGUGGAGGAAUUUCAUAACAUGAAUUGUGGGCGAGUCGUUCUUAGUUACAUAGUUAUAGUUGUGCUAAUGUGAAUUAUCAAAUUAUCUUGUAAAUUCAUUCCGUUACAUUUAGACUUGCUUUCAUGCACACAUUUGAGAACUUGGAAAAAAAAAAUAAUUGUUUAAACUUUUAUAUACUAACGUAUCUAAUAUCAGCAAAUUAUUUGAAAUUUUUUUUUUUGGUAUGUUAUGAUAAGGCUGUGAAUCUCAAUGUUGUUACAUAAUAGUGGUAUAUAAUAUGAAGUGUAGGUUAAAUGCUCUGUACUGAUAAUAUUAUGACUCAUUAGCACAUAAUAUGUUUGUUUGCUUUAAACAUACCUUCUCAAACAUUUACAGUUUAUUUUGAUCUUGAUAAGAUAACUUACCAAGUGGCAUUUGAAAAUUAUACUAUUUAAUGUUCAAGGAUUUAUAUUAAUCUCUCAGUACACUAUGACUGUUACAUGAUAUACUAUUGUACAUAAUAUUUGAGCAUGUGAAUUCCAAUUUUGGAUUAAAUGGUUAUAACGUUAUAAGUGCCAACUUUUACGUAAAUAAUGGUUGCAACGGUUUGUUUGCUUCUUUUCACAAUAAAUAUCUUACCUCAAUCAUGGUUAUUUCCUUGGACUAUGUUACCCUAUCAGUAUUUAGAGCAAUGUAGCAUGUUACCCUCGA